UUUUUGCCAACUGUUUGAUUUAUGAAUUGCUUCUGCAAAUAAUUGGCAAUAAGAAAUGUUAUCACUUUAUCUUCCCAAUUUGUUCUUGUGAAGUUACUACAUUAAUAAACUUCAGUUUCUUGUUUUACCUCAUCUCGGAAUCAGCUCUUUGACAUAAGUGUAGAGCUCUCUGUAUAAAAAGUUUUGAUCUUUUUUUUUGGUUUUCAGGAAUGUAUCUUGGAGUGAAGAAGAUGGUGCAGAAGAAGUUGGCUGUUCUUUACCAUUAUCCUUGCCAUGACGGUGUUUUCGCCGCUUUAGCUGCUCAUCUCUACUUCUCAGCAAAGUCAAUCCCUUCAUUGUUCUUCCCCAACACAGUCUAUUCUCCAAUCACAAUCAACCAACUUCCACUUCAAGAAAUCAGUCAUCUUUAUCUUCUUGAUUUCACUGGACCUCCUGGUUUUGUUUACCAAGUCUCUCCUAAAGUCGACAAUGUGGUGAUCCUCGAUCAUCAUAAAACCGCUAUUGAGAGUCUAGGUGAUGUCUCUUUGACUUGCAAGAACGUUACUAGUCUUUUGGAUAUAGAGAGAAGUGGUGCGACUAUUGCGUUUGAUUAUUUUACUCAGAAGUUGGUUGAAGAAUGUAGAGGAAGUUGCAAGGAGAUGGAUGAUUUUAAGAGAAUGAGACGUGUUUUCGAGUAUAUUGAAGAUGCGGAUAUAUGGAAGUGGGAGUUACCAGAGAGUAAAGCAUUUAACAGUGGAAUCUUGGACUUGAAGAUUGAAUACGACUUUAAUCAGAAUCAAUCAUUGUUUGAUCAGCUACUCUCUUUGGAUCAUGAAAGUGUGAUCAACAGAGGAAAACAGAGUUUGUCUAAGAAACAUAAACGGAUUCACGAGGCGUUGGAACAGUCUUAUGAGAUUGUUCUUGGAGGUGACGAAGAGUUUGGACGGUGUUUAGCUGUAAAUGCAGAUGAGAUUGCAGAGCUUAGAAGCGAAUUAGGUAAUCAAUUGGCUGCAAAGAGCAAGAAUCUGAAUUUACGAGGUGUUGGAGCUGUUGUUUACAGAGUUCCUGAGCUUGGGGAUGAAAACAAACUGAAAAUAAGUUUGAGGAGUGUUGCAGAAGAAGAUACAACACCGGUUUCUCAGAGAUUCGGAGGUGGUGGUCAUAAAAACGCAAGCUCCUUCUUGUUAAACUCCAUGGAGUUCGAACAAUGGAAGCCUGCAGGACUAAUGGGAACAUCACCAAGUUGAAAGUUCCACAAGACAGUACAAGUCAGAUUGGCAAAUUAGCUCCAUGGAUUUCAUACUGA
Arabidopsis lyrata subsp. lyrata is the source of this 1285-nucleotide messenger RNA. RefSeq lists its product as uncharacterized. The record is from RefSeq and is a predicted model, not a curated record. Lineage: Eukaryota; Viridiplantae; Streptophyta; Magnoliopsida; Brassicales; Brassicaceae. The coding region runs from base 210 to 1226 and encodes 338 amino acids. The transcript is spliced from 2 exons.